AUGGCUGAGAAGAAAGUCGACCCAGCGACCGGCGAGGCGUACACGCUGAAGGAGCUCAUGGCACACUACAAGGGGACUUACAAGAAGAAGGAGUUGGAGGAGUACUUCGACAACCAUUGCAAGCCCGUGAAAGUUCGACAGAGUAAGGCAAAGGCCAAGCCAGCAAAGGACGCAAAGCCUGAGCCCAAGGCGAAGGCCAAGGCGAAGGCGACGGCAAAAGCCAAGUCCGCCCCAUCAAAGACCAAGGAUGCGCCCAAGGAGGAUGCCGAGCCCAAGGGUUUGCGUACCGGCAAGGACGGUGGCGCCUCGGCCCUGGCGAAGCUCCGCAGCUUCAGCCGCUGUGUGCUCGCCGAGUACGUGUGGCUGGAUGCCGAUGGCGUCACCCGCUCGAAGACCAUGACCAUGACUGCCCGACCUCUCAAAGUCACAGACCUGAAGGUCUGGAACUACGAUGGAAGCAGCACCGGCCAGGCUGAUGGGCACAACUCGGAGGUGCUUCUGAAGCCCCGUGCCAUUUUCAACGACCCUUUCCGCGGCUAUCCCCAUGUCAUGGUGCUGGCCGAUGCUUGGCAGGCCUGGGACGACAAGCCCGCCAAGAACAACACCCGCGCGACCUGUGCGGAGACCAUGGACAUGUACAAGUCGCUGGACCCCUGGUUCGGCAUCGAGCAGGAGUACACCUUGAUGAAACCCGGCCGUGUGGGUGAGAAGGCGAAGACACCCCUGGGCUUCAACAAGGACGACUCCGAGCCGGCACCCCAGGGCCCGUACUACACAGGUGCGGGUUACAACGUGGCCAUCGGCCGCCCUGUGGCGGAUGAGCACUACAAGAUGUGCAUGGAGGCCGGCGUCAAGAUCUCGGGCAUCAACGCUGAGGUCAUGCCGGGACAGUGGGAGUUCCAGGUUGGCCCUUGCCGUGGCAUCGAGAUGGGUGACCACUUGACCAUGGCACGCUACAUCAUGCUCCGGGUCACCGAGAAGCACGACUGCGUCUGCUCCUUCGACCCGAAGCCGAAGGAGGGUGACUGGAACGGCGCUGGCUGCCACACCAACUUCUCCGUGACGCCCAUGAGGAGCCCUGGUGGCUACGACACCAUCAUCAAGGUGUGCGAGGCUUUCGGCAAGGUCGCCAAGGAGCACAUUGCCGAGUAUGGCGAGGGCAAUGACAAGCGCCUCACUGGAAAGCACGAGACCUGCGAUAUCAACACCUUCAAGUACGGGGUCGCCAACCGCGGUGCUUCCAUCCGCAUCCCGCGCGAUGCCGAGAAGGCUGGCCGUGGCUACAUGGAGGAUCGUCGGCCUGCAGCCAACUGCGACCCCUACCGUGUCACCAACAUCAUCAUGAAGACGACCGGGGAGUGCCUCAACGCUGAGAUCGUGGAGGCCGGCGCAAAGAUGCACACGGCCUUCGUGUUCAUCAAGCCCCACGCCGUCACUGACAACGUCAAGACGCUUGUGAAGGACAAGCUCACGGAAGGUGGCCUCACCAUCAAGAGCGAGGGUGCCAUUAAGGCCGAAGUUAUCGACAAGAAGAAGCUCAUUGACAUCCACUACGGCGCCAUCGCCGCAAAGGCUGUCAUGAAGAAGCCUUCGGAACUCACCGUGCAGGAGAAGGCUCAGGCGGAGUUCGAGAAGCAGUUCGGCGUCGCCUGGAGCAAGGUGAUGGAAGAUGGCCUGGUCUUCAACGCCAUGGAUGGUGCCAAGAAGCUGGGAAUCAGCCCCGACGAGCUGGGAAAGAAGUACGACGCGCUCAAGAAGGGCGAGACCAUCAUCAAGUUCGGUGGCGGCUUCUACUGUGGCAAGGUUGACAGCAUCUACGUCAUCAACGGCUUCUACAUGAACAUGCGCUCGAAGUUCACCGCGCCAGGAACGAGCAUCUACUACUACGAGGUGGAGUGGCCCGCUGACAAGAUGAAGUGGGAGGACUUCCGAGGCAAGUUCCUCGGUCCCACCGACCCGGCACAAGCCCCUGCCGGCUCCCUGCGCAACCUCAUCUACAAGGACUGGAGUGACCUCGGACUAAAGGCGCAGCCGGAUACCGGCGACAACGGCGUCCACGCCUCCGCUUCCCCUUUCGAGGCACUGGCAGAGCGCUGCAACUGGCUCCGGGCCUCCAUGACCAAGGAUCCCUUCGGCAAGGCGCUGCUGGCCAGCGGCCUCACCCCUGGGAUGGCGAAGAAAUGGUUCGAGGACCCGGCUUUGGAGUUCGAGGGAGGCAAGAAGUCCGUCUUUGACAUGCUGGAGGAUCUGGAUGCCGGCGACUGCCUGAAGAAGUGCAAGGCCAUCGCUGCAGCCAACAAGUGA
Messenger RNA from Symbiodinium sp. CCMP2456, 2304 nucleotides. The record is from the annotation of a GenBank genome assembly. Lineage: Eukaryota; Dinophyceae; Suessiales; Symbiodiniaceae.